AUGGUUUCACAUAGCAAUCAAAAAAAAAAAAGAAAUUUUUUAUUAACAUUUUUUAUAUUUUUUUUAUUUUUACAAAUUAGUUUUAUCAUCAUCAAUAGUUUUUCAGUACCAACUAUUUUAAAAACUAUAUUUCUCAAAUUAUUACUGCAAUUUAUUACCACAAAUAACCUAUGUUUGAAAACGAAUUUAUUCAAACUUUUCAAAAAAAAAAAAAAAAUGAAAAAUAAUAUUGAAGAUAUAGAUAACUGUAGUGAUAAUACUAAAGAUUUUAUUUUAACUCAAAGUCAAAUUCAAAGAAAAAUAAAGAUAGAUUCUGAAUAUUACCAAUUAUUUUCAAUUGAAGGAACUAAUCAAGAUCAAGAUCUUAUUGAUGCAACCGAGCUCAAAGAACUUAAAGUUCAUUGUGAAAUAUUAUUGGAAUCAAAUAAAAGAUGUAAAUUCUCAAAUAAACUUAAUUGA
This is a messenger RNA of Dictyostelium discoideum AX4, 459 nucleotides long. RefSeq lists its product as hypothetical. The record is from RefSeq and is a predicted model, not a curated record. NCBI's taxonomy places the organism in Eukaryota, Evosea, Eumycetozoa, Dictyosteliales, Dictyosteliaceae. The transcript is spliced from 6 exons. Bases 1 to 459 code for a protein of 152 amino acids.